Messenger RNA from Seriola dumerili (greater amberjack), 2359 nucleotides. It is a transcript of the gene sptlc3, whose product is annotated as serine palmitoyltransferase long chain base subunit 3. Gene Ontology annotation, biological process: sphingosine biosynthetic process; ceramide biosynthetic process. The transcript has 12 exons. NCBI's taxonomy places the organism in Eukaryota, Metazoa, Chordata, Actinopteri, Carangiformes, Carangidae. The coding region runs from base 148 to 1797 and encodes 549 amino acids. Gene Ontology annotation, molecular function: pyridoxal phosphate binding; serine C-palmitoyltransferase activity. Gene Ontology annotation, cellular component: serine palmitoyltransferase complex. The record is from RefSeq and is a predicted model, not a curated record.
GCUUAACGCGAUUUUCAAACAACAAUUCACAGGAGGCUGAACCGUAGCAACAGAAGGAGGAAGUCACCUUUCUAAAGUUCAGUAAAGCACACCGGCUAUACCUGGUAGUAAAGUAGAGGAGGCAGUCGCUGCUGUGCUUUCAGGAAAAUGUCAAGAACUGCUGCUAACGGCAACUCAAAAACACAUUUGAACCAGAAUGGACUGAAAAGCGAAGACAUCAAGAAAAAUGGCUAUCACAACAAGAGAGAGAAAAAUGGCCCAGGGACUAGUGUUGCCUCCAGGCAGCACAGACAGGAGUCCUUUGAACAGGCGCCCAUGUACGUGGCUGUCAUGACAUACCUGGGCUUUGGCAUCGUCACCCUAUUUGGCUACCUCAGAGAUUUCCUCAGAGCUGUGGGCUUAGAGAAGUGCCACCUUGCCCAGGAAAGAGAGGAACAGAAGGAUUUUGUGCCACUUUAUCAAGAUUUCGAGAACUUCUACACUCGAAACCUGUACAUGAGGGUACGAGACAACUGGAACCGUCCCGUAUGCAGCCUGCCAGGGCCUGUGUUUGACCUGAUGGAGAGGGUGUCUGAUGACUACAACUGGACAUUCAGGUUUACUGGGAGGACAAUACACAAUGCCGUCAACAUGGGCUCUUACAACUACCUCGGUUUUGCUGAGAACAAAGCUGAUUUCCUGAAAACUGUGGCAGACAAAAUCCACCAGUAUGGAGUUGGGGUUUGCAGCACAAGGCAGGAAAUAGGUAACCUGAGCAUCCAUGAAGAGCUGGAGAAACUUGUGGCCAGUUUCCUUAGAGUAGAGUCCUCCAUGACUUUUGGGAUGGGUUUCGCCACCAAUUCAAUGAACAUUGCUGCACUUGUUGGCAAGGGUUGUUUGAUACUGAGCGAUGAGCUCAAUCACACAUCUCUCAUCUUAGGGGCCAGACUGUCGGGAGCAACCAUCCGGGUGUUUAAACACAACAACAUGCACAGUCUUGAAAAGAUGCUAAGAGAGGCGGUUUGCUCAGGGCAGCCUCGGACUCACAGGCCCUGGAGGAAGAUCCUCAUCAUGGUGGAAGGCAUCUAUAGCAUGGAAGGAUCAGUGGUGCGACUUCCAGAGAUCAUCGCUCUGAAGCAGAAGUAUAAAGCGUAUCUGUACCUGGAUGAAGCCCACAGUAUCGGAGCAGUGGGACCAUCAGGCCGGGGUGUGACCGAGCUGUUUGAUGUGAACCCAGCUGAUGUGGAUGUGAUGAUGGGCACCUUCACCAAGAGCUUUGGGGCUGCUGGAGGCUAUAUCGCAGGAAAAAAGGAGCUGGUGGACUACCUGCGCAGUCAUUCUCACAGUGCAGUAUACGCCUCAGCCAUGUCCCCUCCGGUCACUGAGCAGAUCAUACGUGCCAUAAGGUGCAUCAUGGGAAAGGACGGGAGCACAGAGGGCAUUAGACGGAUCCGCCAGCUGGCAGAGAACACGAGAUACUUCAGGGCCAGACUGAAGGAGAUGGGCUUCAUUAUCUAUGGCAAUGAUGACUCACCAGUGGUUCCAAUCCUGCUCUACAUGCCAGGCAAAGUGGUGGCUUUCGCUCGAGAAAUGCUGGAGAGGAAAAUUGCUGUAGUGGUUGUCGGCUUUCCAGCCACGCCGAUUACAGAGGCCCGAGCUCGCUUCUGUUUGUCUGCAGCACACACCAGAGCCAUGCUGGACCAGGUGCUGCACCAUCUGAACGAGGUGGGAGACGCUCUCUGUCUGAAGUUCUCACGGCGAAAAUAUUCCUUUCGGUCUGACCUCUGUGAUGAGACAGACUUUGAGCUGGACAGCUGAUAUGACCCCUGACACCUUCACUUCACAGUGUCAAAACUAAGUCUAAGGGGCCAAAUGUUUGGCAGCUGCUUUUUAUAUGUUUGUAAAACAUUGUGAUUUAAUAGAACACUUAUUGAAAUACUUUUAUUACACAUAUUUAAUUAUUGCACAAGAAUUGCUGCAUUGGUCUCAAAUCUUGAGCUAUUUAUCUUUUUAUAGAGAGAAAUCACAUAUUGUUAGUUCGGUUCAUCUGCACAUUUGAAGACAUUUUAGAUCAAAAGAGGGCACAUCCUUUUGUAUAAAGUUAUUGUGAUUACUCGUCUAUAUUUAGACGUUGAAAACUUUUAGGAAGCAUUUUUUGCUUCUCAUAAAUUAAUAUCAGCCGUCACUUAUUAAAAAAGCUGGUGGUAGUUAUUAUUAGAUUGUAAUGCACAUUGAGAUGCAAGGAUUCCAUUUACUUCCCUAGCACAAAGAAGUAGUUUUGUAAAUUUCCCCCUCUGGUGUAAAGCUACGUUACUAAAAUUUUGAGUCUGCCGAUUUUCAUUUUUUCUUUUAUUUUCCAAUAAAACACAAAUACCACACA